Messenger RNA from Candida albicans SC5314, 627 nucleotides. RefSeq lists its product as uncharacterized. Lineage: Eukaryota; Fungi; Ascomycota; Pichiomycetes; Serinales; Debaryomycetaceae. The transcript has a single exon. The coding region runs from base 1 to 627 and encodes 208 amino acids. The record is from RefSeq and is a predicted model, not a curated record.
AUGCAAGAUAUUUUCAUAGCCAAUUCUAAUAUACGUAGGAAUAAAAUUAUCCAAAAAAAUAACAAACAACAACUGGUAGACCGGGUACACACAGUACUGUCUCAUCUCUCCCAUAUACUCGCUAAUCGUCUCUACCACAAGCUUAGCAAGCGUCGGCUCGCCCGUUUGCGAGUGUCCAUCUUCAUACCACUUUUUCGUAAACAACUUGCACAACGCCGGCGUCAAAUCGUUCAUGAUUAUGUCGGUGAUUGCACUCAAUAUCUCAGAAAUCAACGCGUUAGAACUCUCCGACGCAACAUCAAACGCCUUACCAAUCCGUGCAUGGUAGUUGGUGUGCACCUUCUCUUUGUAUGUCGGGGCAAAUUUGUCGUUCAUUAUAUCAUCACUAAUGUCCAACGAGUUCGCCAACGCCGCCAAGUACUCAAUCAACCCCUCCCUCAGGAGCUUGCUCUGCUCUUCUGGCGACAAACUGUCAAUGUCAACCACCGGCGGCUUCUUCCUGAACAACCGUUUCGCCUUACUCUCCUUAAUCAAGUACCCUUCAUUGUUAAACACCGACAUGUACCGGUCCAUCUCGUCUUCAACCACUUCCCUAAAAUUGGCAAUACGCUUGACAUAGCAUUCUGA